AUGGCAGGUGCCAGUCAUUUGUCUGUCCCAACUAUUGGACAAGGUGAUAUCCUGCAUAUCCGUGGUUCCCUUGGCAAGACUCCAUGCAAGGGCACUCCAGUGGCUCUUGUUACCACACCAAAGAGCCAACAGGAGCAGCUCCCCAGCAUUAGUUCAGCUCCCCCCGAAGGGUUCAAGAACAAGAGUACAGGUCUAUGCCUCAAAUGGUUGUGGUUUGAGACAGAGGGGGAAAAAACAAAAGCUGUGGAUGAAGACCAAAAGAGCACUCCAGUGAACAAAGACGGCCAAUUCAUUAACAUCCACAAGCAUCCCAAUGUAGUAGUCAUAGGUAUUUUAGCCAGCAGCCCCAAGUUACUCCUUCCUGAUCUGAUGAUUAUUGCCCGGGAAAAACAAGAAACAACUAAUAGAAACCUGAAGUCUAGAGCAUUAGAAAUCACCCGGUUGAUCCCACUGGACCUGGUGGACAUUUUUGUUCAUGACUCAAGCAAACGGCAGCUGAAAAUGCAGCUGCCCACGGGGGACAAGUAUUACCUGCAACUCUUGGGCACGGACGAGAAAGUGGAUUUUCUCUUUGAAUGCUGGAUGCGCCUGAUUUACCUGACACGCCUGACCAGUGGCAAGAUCAAGACUCCAGAAAACCUCCCUGGGAAGAAACCUGAGAAAAAAAGAGAGCAGGAUCAGCAUUCAGCUCCUAAACUGAAGAAGGAGUCUGCAGUUAAGGAGUCAGCAAAGGUCCAGCCCAAGUCGCAGGAACGGCGAACUUCCAAAUGGACUUCUGGGGGCUUCACCUCCAGGGCACCUGAGCAACCUUCAUCAGCAGAUCAUCUGGAGAAUGUCAGGGAGUGCAACUUUGAGAAAAGGAAGCGCUUUUCGUCAAGAAUAUCAUCUGAAUCUAAUCCCAUCCCAGUCACACUUCAAAAAAGUAAGAAAGAACUAUGUUUGUUACAAAAGACCAAAAUGGCAUCCCCAUUACACAAGAACCCUCAAGCCCUGAGGAACGAGGAUCCUGCUGCUACAUCAAGGAGGAACAAUCCUGGUCCAGCAACGUCACCUGGACCGCCAUCCCACAGCCAAUCACCACAACAAAAUCAACCUGCAUCCAGAGUUGAACCAAAGGCUUAUUCUACAUUGGCGGGAGCUGGUCCAUCUCAGGGUGUCCAAAGGAAAUCAAAAAUAGAUUUUGAGAAACAAAGCUUUCCACUUAAUCCUUCUUAUCUAGCCAACCAGAGCCAAAACAGUAAAAGUAAUAAAUAUUUGGGGAACCCAAGCAUGAUUCAGGGGGACAAGCCACAGGAUUUUUCAAACAUUUACCCAGAAAAGGGACAUCUCACUUCUCAAAAUGACACUGGGCACCAAGUUCACAGAGUCACAAUGUCAGUAGGAGUGGAGACUUCUCAAGUCAUCUGCAAGACAGUGGCUGUGGGGACCUCUGAAACAAUUGAUGCAAAUUUGAGCAACCUUCCCAACAAAUUAUUGAAUGCAGUUAUAUCCCACAAAGAUCAAAGUAAAACCAUAGGAAAACAGGAAAUGAGCGGAAAGGAGGAGCCUGUAGCCACGAGCAAAAUGAAAUCUGCAAUAAGCACAGCUAAAGGAAAAAACAGUGUUAAAUUUGUAACCCUCUAUAGCAUUCUGUCUUCUUCAUUGGAGAGGCUGAAGAAAUCAAGCAAGGAUGGUACUAAGUGCAUGACUCCCAAAACUUCCAAACAUGUCACAAUCUCUGGGAUAAUUGGCAAAUCAAGAAAAAGUAUUGUCCUGAAGGAAGAGAAGACCGGCAAGACCUUAGGAGACGGCACCUCCAAGAUUGAGUUUCCACGCAACCUGUUCAUCAUGCCAGAAAUGCAGAAAGUUUCAGCUGCUACACUAGACACCAAGAAAAGAAAACUCCCUUUCACAGCUCCUUUUGAUCCUCGCUUUCCAUUCACCAACCAGACUCGUAACUGCUACCAGAAUUACGUGGAUUAUUACCGUUGUCUGAAGAUUGUGAAAACUAAAGGCCAGGAUGUGCAGAGGUGUGAAUGGUACCAUAAGGUUUUUAAAUCCUUGUGUCCCACUAGUUGGGUUAAUCAGUGGGAUGAGCAACGUAAACUGGGAAGUUUUCCUGGCAAGAUAUAA
Thamnophis sirtalis is the source of this 2112-nucleotide messenger RNA. Lineage: Eukaryota; Metazoa; Chordata; Lepidosauria; Squamata; Natricidae. The record is from RefSeq and is a predicted model, not a curated record.